Molecule: messenger RNA, 7545 nt
Organism: Anopheles nili
Lineage: Eukaryota; Metazoa; Arthropoda; Insecta; Diptera; Culicidae
Gene: unc-13
Product: protein unc-13 homolog A
Exons: 25
Coding region: 46-7266 (2406 amino acids)
Biological process (GO): neuromuscular junction development; presynaptic dense core vesicle exocytosis; dense core granule priming
Cellular component (GO): plasma membrane; synaptic vesicle membrane; presynaptic membrane
Molecular function (GO): phospholipid binding; calcium ion binding; calmodulin binding
Source: RefSeq, a predicted model, not a curated record
UUCCUAGGCCGUGUAAUAGUGAGCGUUAGCAGUACCGCCGCAACCAUGGAUGAGAACGAAGUGAUGGCGGCGUUCCUGUGGAGCAAGCAGUCGCAGGAGAUGUACAGCAACCAGGGGCUGAAGGAUCUGCACCAUCUGCACCAGGACUUCAUCAUCAACGACUAUACGGACAAGAUAGCGACCAACAUCGAUCUGCUCGACACGGAGCUGAAGUUCGCCUGGGCGGCGCUAAACCUGUUGAACGAAGAGUACACGAAAAUGUCAGAGAAGGUGUUCAAGCUGCAGUCGCUCAACAUAUCACAGCAACGCAUAGUGCAAAACCUGCAGUUUAUGGAGGAGAAUCGCAAAGCAUAUCUCGACAUGAUACCGGACUACGCGAAGCAUCACGAGUUUUCGCUGCAGGAGCAGUCGCGUCUCCGGAAGGAUCUGGAGUACCGUGACCGGAUCAAUGAGGCGCUCAUCAACAGUGGCAUGAUACCGCUGCAGGAGGAGCAGGAGGAGUUCCUUCACCAGCAGCAGCUACAUCUGCAUCAUCAGCAGCAACAGCAGCAGCUGCUUUUCCACCAGCAGAUGCAUGGCACCGCCCAAUUGUACCACGCGGUACCGCCACUACAGGGAAGCCGGCACGAGGUGUACGACAAUAUGCAUCUGCUCGAGCAGCAGCAUCAGGUUCAGCUGCAGUACGACAACGAUUUUCUCCUGCUGCAGCGCAACCUAGCCAAUGUGCCCGAGGAGUUGGACGAACCAUUUGCGAGCCUAGAGGAGCAGGCGUUGCUGAAACCACACCUGGAGGCGGACAGCUUCGUUGUUCCGCCACCAGUGACACUGCCAACCCGUAGCAACCCGACUCAUCCAUCGUCGGAGAUGCCACGGAUGUCCACAAACCCAUUCCUGACGGCUGGCGAGGCCGACCGAGGGCUACUGCGGAACAUCGAGCCGGCUGAUAGUGCGGCCAUCAUCGAGGAGCAGCUGCGUACCUCCUUCCUGAACCACGCCAAGCAGAUUGAGCUGGAAUUUGGGACACCAAAGUCGAAGAAGUACUCGGCGGAGCGUAUCGAGAAGAUGCAGAGUGAGGAGGUGCGCGAACUGAUCAACAAGAUUAUGAGUGAAGAAGAUGUCGCCUCGCUGAGCAGUGAGGAGAUGGAUAAGGUGCGGUGUUUCAUGGCGAAGAACUGCUCCGAGCUGAUGGACGUGUUCGACGACGACCUGCAGGUGGUGUACCCGGUGAAAUCGGCAGAGUUGCUCAUGGCACGUAGUAAGCAAGCUCUGCCUGGUGUAAGUCCACGGAAGGAACUAGCGAAAUACCUGUCCGAGGGCAUCGCCACAUUGACCAAGGACGAUCUACUGACAGUGGAGAAUGGUACCAUUACGAUCCAAGACAGUACGUCCGAGAGUGACUUCAGGUUGAACCUGGGCGUUGAGACUACUCGAUCGGCGGAGAACGGGACUUCACCGAAAAAACUGAUCGAGUUCUCGCCCUUCGAGCUACAGGCGACGGCAGCCAUGUUGGGGAAUGAUGUUGGUGUUAAAAACGAUGCAAGCGCCCUCUUCCAGGACCAGCUGAAUGUCGCAGUGGCGAAAGACGUAGUGGAAGACCCAAAGGGUGGCGUUGAAAACGGUAAGUCUAGGGUGCAGCUGGAGGAGAAGCUGCUGAAUCACACUACUCUGGCAAACGUGCCGGACGUGCCGAAGACGACCAUCCCACCGACAUUCGCCUGUUCGAAUCUGGUCGGGUUGACCAAUGGUAAGCCUCUGUAUGCGAGCAUGCGACCAAAUAUCACAGAGGCACUCGAGAUGACGACCUGCGUCACGUCGCAGAGUAUCUCGUCGAACCAUUCGAACGGUGUGCAGCUAGUUGACGCCAGCAGAAGUGCGGGUGUGGCGAUCUGUUCCGAGAGUGUCGUUGUUCAGACGUCUCGUAAGACCAGUGUAGCUGAUGCGUCGCUUGUCGCGUCUGGGGCGCCUGUUAAGAGCGUGACAGAUACGACCGAUACAGCUGCUAUUAUACAGGCUAUCAUCAGCCGCAGAUCUAGCGUGGCCGAGCCAUCGACGAGCCCGCCAACGUUUCAACCCCUGCCCGGACAAACCUCGAUCACAGACUCGCCAGAGAUGCAGGCAAUCUAUGACAGCUUGUCGCGCAAGUCGAGUAUACCGACACUCAGUGACACUACGUUCUUCCCGUCACUAGACAUCACCGACUCUGGCUUCGCAGACACCAGCGAUAGUUUGGCGUUGUUCUCACAACUCCCACUCACGGUGCCGAGUGCGGACGCGCCAGUCAGUCUGCCGGACUUUUCGACUAUGUCAGCUAUCUCGAAUAUGCCCGACAGCUCCGACUGCUCUUCGUUCCUGCACAUGUCGAUGAACUCGUCCGGCAUCAGUGAGGCAUCAGACAGUGUCGCUUUCGGUCAACCGACGACCUUAGCGUCCGUGGUGGAGCCACCACUCGUGAAGGAGUCGGUGCCGGUGACGACUGUGGUGACGACGUCUAAACUACCGGCGUUGCCACCGAUCGUGUCGACGCCCACCAUGGCGGUGUUGGCUGAGGGUAAGCCGAUCGUCGAGGCGGCGACGUCAACUGCAGAUUCGGGUGGUGUGGUCGUCGUCUCUAGCACGGUUCCUCAGCCUGUAGAGCCACCUAAACCAGUAGAGGCUCCUAAACCCGCCAAACCUACACCGACUACCAGUGCAGGCGUCGUUCCUGUCAAGCCUACCGCGCCGGUUGCCUCAAGCACUCCUGCACCAGUGCCAGCUCAGGUCAAGGUACCCCUGGUGGGCUCGCUAUUACCCUCGAAACAACCGGCACCGACUCCUGCACCAGCCGAUCAGAAGGCAGGCUUCUUCCAGGCGACCACCGUAGGCUUCGGCAGCUUCUUCAACAAGGUGAACAAGAACCUCACACACCAGGAGAGCACGGACAGUUUGGGGGCGAAAUCGAAGUCAUUCUUCGCAUCGAUGAAGAGCUCCUUCAGUCUGGACUCCUCGAAGGCGUCCGUCGACGAGGCGGAGCUCCCACCAGCAGGUGCGCAGGUGUUGGACGUGGCAACACAGCCCCCACACGCGGAUCUGUCACCGGUGGCGGUCAAAGAUGCAGCCUCACCACCGUCCGGUCUGGAGGCGGCGUCGUACUACGACCACCAGCAGCAGUUGCAGCAACAUCAGCCACCGGCGGUGACUCCACACGACCAGCAGACCCCAUCUCCGCCUCGGGACGCCUCCUAUGAUGGGCAGCUCGAGGUGAGCCCAGCCGGGACCCAACCGAGCCCGCAGCUGGAGUACCCGCCAGAGGACGCGUUCCCGUACGAGCAGGAAGCGGGUAGUGGGUCGGAGAUGACGCCCGGCGAGGGCCAGGCUGGUGGGCAGGAGAAGGACCUCGGUGAGGCAGGGACAGGAUCCCAGCCAACGGGGGCCCAACGGCGCCAGAGCCUGUUCCGCGCCCAAGGAAGCGAAGACGGUGAGGGCGGCAGCAAGUGGAAGCUGCUCAAAACGCUCAAGGAGAAGCGAAUCGAGGAGAAACAGAAAGUGGCCGAUGUCGGUGAGUCCUUCGACGACGAGCCCGGUCUGUUCAAAAAGGUGGACGUAAGUGGCAAGAACGACGAGCCCGAGAAGCGAAACGGUACGGUCGAUAGUGGACGCAACAAUGGCCUGGGAGACAACACCUUCUACAGCAACAUCGACAGCAUGCCCGACAUCCGGCCAAGGAGGAAGUCCAUUCCACUCGUGUCGGAGCUGGUCCUCAAAACUAUGGCAGCGACAAAACGCAACGCCGGACUGACCUCAGCCGUGCCGCGAGCGACACUAAACGACGAAGAGCUGAAAAUGCACGUGUACAAGAAGGCGCUGCAGGCGUUAAUCUAUCCCAUCUCCUCGACCACACCACAUAACUUUGUCCUGUGGACAGCCACCUCCCCGACGUACUGCUACGAGUGUGAAGGACUGCUGUGGGGCAUUGCUCGGCAAGGAGUCAGGUGUACGGAGUGCGCAGUCAAAUGUCACGAAAAGUGCAAGGACCUGUUGAAUGCAGAUUGUCUGCAGAUGUGCUUUGCCGGUGCUUCCGAGAAGAGCUCCAAACAUGGCGCUGAGGACAAAGCGAACUCGGUGAUAGCUGCGAUGAAGGAGCGUAUGAAGCAGCGCGAACGUGACCGACCAGAAAUAUUCGAACUGAUCAGGAAGGUGUUUGCCGUCGAGGAGAAAAGCCACGCCGGUCACAUGAAGGCAGUGAAGCAGAGCGUACUGGAUGGUACGAGCAAAUGGUCGGCGAAGAUCGCGAUCACAGUCAUCUGCGCGCAGGGUCUGAUAGCAAAGGAUAAGAGUGGUACGAGCGAUCCGUACGUGACGGUGCAGGUAAGUAAGGUAAAGAAGCGCACCCGAACGAUGCCACAGGAGCUGAACCCGGUGUGGAACGAGAAGUUCAACUUCGAGUGCCACAACUCGUCCGAUCGCAUCAAGGUGCGCGUGUGGGACGAAGAUAACGAUCUGAAAUCAAAACUGCGACAGAAGUUAACGCGAGAGUCGGACGACUUUCUGGGACAGACAAUCAUUGAAGUGCGAACGUUGUCGGGCGAGAUGGACGUUUGGUACAAUCUGGAGAAGCGUACUGACAAAUCAGCCGUGUCCGGGGCGAUCCGUUUGCAUAUUUCCGUAGAGAUAAAGGGCGAAGAAAAGGUAGCUCCGUACCACGUCCAGUACACCUGCCUGCACGAGAACGUGUUCCACUACUUGUGCGAGGAGGCGCUGGGAGCGGUGAAUCUGCCACAGACCAAAGGUGACGACGGGUGGAAGAUUUACUUCGACGAAACGCCGGAAGAGAUCGUGGACGAGUUCGCGAUGCGCUAUGGCAUUGAGAACAUUUAUCAAGCCAUGACUCACUUUCAUUGCCUAUCUACGAAGUACCUGUGCGCUGGCGUCCCGGCUGUUAUGAGUACACUAUUAGCUAAUAUAAACGCUUACUAUGCACACACUACGGCUUCUAGCGCGGUAUCAGCCAGCGAUCGCUUUGCGGCUAGUAAUUUUGGUAAAGAAAAGUUCGUAAAGCUAUUGGACCAGCUGCACAACUCGCUACGAAUCGACUUGUCCAUGUACAGAAACAACUUCCCCGCUUCCAGCCAGGAGAAGCUGAUGGAUCUUAAAUCUACUGUAGAUUUGUUAACCAGUAUUACCUUUUUCCGUAUGAAAGUUCAAGAGUUAUCCAGCCCACCUAGAGCAAGCACAGUGGUAAAGGAUUGUGUUAAGGCAUGUCUACGAUCAACCUAUCAAUUUUUGUUCGAAAACUGUUACGAGCUAUAUAAUCGAGAGUUUCAGGUUGAUCCGAAUGAAGCCAAACGUGAAGGCGAAGACCACGGACCAAAACUAGAGAAUGUUGAUUUCUGGCACAAGCUAAUAGCUUUAAUUGUAUCAGUUAUUGAGGAAGAUAAAAAUAGUUAUAGUGCUGUACUUAAUCAAUUCCCGCAAGAGCUUAACAUCGGGCAGGUGUCGGCGGCAACUAUGUGGAGCCUGUUCGCCGUAGAUAUGAAAUAUGCGCUCGAGGAGCAUGAGCAGCAUCGACUGUGCAAAUCGUCGGCGUACAUGAAUCUACAUUUCAAGGUCAAAUGGUUAUACACGAACUACGUUAAGGAGGUACCACCGUACAAGGGCGCCGUGCCAGAGUAUCCGGCCUGGUUUGAGCCGUUCGUAAUGCAGUGGCUUAACGAGAACGAUGACGUAUCGCUGGAGUACCUGCACGGAGCGUUCAAGCGGGACAAGAAAGACGGGUUCCAAAAAAGUAGUGAGCAUGCUCUCUUCUCAAACUCGGUCGUCGAUGUCUUUACGCAGCUAACACAGUGCUUCGAUGUGGUAAGCAAACUCGACUGUCCCGAUCCAGAAAUCUGGAAACGUUACAUGCGACGUUUUGCUAAGACCAUUGUUAAAGUACUGCUUGCGUAUGUUGAUAUCGUAAAAUCGGAGUUCCCCGAUAUAAUGCAUGAGGAGCGAACAGCGUGCAUACUUAUGAACAACAUCCAGCAGCUACGGGUGCAGCUGGAGAAGAUGUUCGAGUCGAUGGGUGGCGACAAGCUGGAAGAGGAUGCGGCCAACAUUCUCAAAGAACUGCAGCAGAACCUGAACACGGCACUGGACGAUCUGGCGACGCAGUUCGCCAAGAGCUUGGAGCCAAGGAUCACUGGCAGCGUGCGGGAGCUGGGUGAUCUACUGCAACAGGUCAAGCAGCAAAGCUCGUUGUUCCACGCGCCACCUGCGGACGAUGCCAACCUCAUCGCCAUCGAAGCAGACGAGGUGCUGCGGCCACUGAUGGACCUGCUGGACGGUUCGCUCUCGAUGUACGCUCAAUCUUGCGAGAAGACCGUUUUGAAAAGACUGCUGAAGGAACUGUGGAAGAUAGUUAUCAGAACGUUGGAGAAAACGAUAGUGCUUCCUCCAAUGACCGAUCGAACGAUGGUGUUCAAGCAUCUCACCGACAACGCCAAGAAUCUGGCAGCGAACGCUAAAAUCGAAGAUAUGUCGCGGCUAAUCAAGAACCACAUGUCCGGAAAGCAGGAUGCGAAGAACGUGCUCAGCGGGGUCAUGGACAUUUCUAAGGAGCAUUACGGGCUCACUUCGCAGAUGGAGAAAAACCUUUCACCAAAGCAGUGCGCAGUACUGGAGGUUGCCCUCGGCACCAUUCAGCAAUACUUCCACGCUGGUGGUAAUGGUUUGAAAAUGCCGUUCCUGGAGAAGUCACCCGAGCUGCAAAGCUUGAAAUACGCGCUGAGCUUGUACACGCAAACUACGGACACGUUGAUCAAGUCGUUCGUUUCUGGCCAAGGUGCCUCCGAAGAAGGAGUUAGUCACGAUGAUGCUUCCGUCGGAGAGGUCUCAAUACAAAUAGACGUCUCGUCGAACCCGGAGAACGGAGAGCAGAAAAUAUCCGUCAAGGUGAUCGCUGCCAACGAUCUCAAAUGGACCGUCCCAUCCGGCAUGUUCCGGCCAUUCAUCGAGGUGAACCUGAUCGGACCCCAUCUCAAUGAUAGGAAACGAAAGUUCGCCACCAAAUCCAAAUCGAACAAUUGGUCGCCGAAAUAUAAUGACACCUUCCACUUCAUUAUUGGCAACGAGGAGCAGCUGGAAUUCUUCGAGCUGCACAUAUGUGUGAAGGACUACUGCUUCGCCCGGGAGGACCGGCUGGUUGGAGUAGCUAUACUAAAGCUGAAAGACGUAGUCGAUCAGGUAUACAGUUGGGUUAUAGUAUUUGCAUUACUUGUGCGAGUGAAUGGAUACGAAUGUGUGGGAUGAAUGUUUGCGAGAGCAAGAAGAACCAACGUGAUAUGCUUCCCGAGGAUACUGCAGAGGACAAACGGUAACUGGAUCGAAAGUUUAACCGGAGCUUUGGGUAAGGUAUGCUGUUAGUUCGGAUUGUUACUCAGGACGAUUUGCCAUUCCAGAUAAAAUGUCACACUUCAACUAUGGAUGAGGAAUCAACAACGCAAUCCUAUGAAGGAGGAAUCGACAACGUGAAAUAAUGUAGUAUUCAAUUAAGCUUUCUGCGAAUUUGUUUCGGAUGAUAAUAAAACA